This is a messenger RNA of Calidris pugnax (ruff), 6493 nucleotides long. RefSeq names its product phosphatidylinositol-specific phospholipase C, X domain containing 2 (gene PLCXD2). NCBI's taxonomy places the organism in Eukaryota, Metazoa, Chordata, Aves, Charadriiformes, Scolopacidae. Gene Ontology annotation, biological process: lipid metabolic process. Bases 21 to 1031 code for a protein of 336 amino acids. The record is from RefSeq and is a predicted model, not a curated record. Gene Ontology annotation, molecular function: phosphoric diester hydrolase activity. The transcript is spliced from 4 exons.
UCGGCUCUCCUAGGCCGGGGAUGAGGCCGCCGGCCGGGAGGGAGGGCGGCCGUCGGCGGCGACGGUGGGCGGCCGCGGGGGCCAUGGCGGAGAGCAACGCGGACUGGAUGGGCUCGCUGCCGGCGGCGCUGCGCUCCUACCCCCUCUCCAACCUGGCCAUCCCGGGGUCACAUGAUUCUUUCAGCUACUGGGUUGAUGAAAAAUCGCCUGUGGGACCAGACCAGGCCACAGCCAUCAAACGUUUGGCCAGAAUUUCUUUGGUUAAAAAGAUAAUGAAGAAAUGGUCAGUGACUCAAAAUCUGACUUUCAAAGAGCAGUUGGAAGGUGGCAUCCGCUACUUCGAUCUUCGUGUAUCUUCCAAACCUGGGGAAAUAGGACAUGAGAUUUACUUCAUACAUGGCUUGUUUGGCAUCAAAGUAUGGGAAGGGCUGAAAGAGAUCAACACCUUUCUUGAGCAGCACCCCAAGGAAGUAGUCUUCUUGGAUUUCAAUCACUUCUACGCUAUGAAUGACAGCCAUCACUUCUUCCUGAUCGACAGGAUCCGCUCGGCAUUUGGAUCCAAGCUUUGUUCCGUUGAAUGUGUAGAGUACGUGACGUUGCAGUACAUGUGGGAGAAGAAACACCAGGUUCUUAUAUUCUACCACUACCCUUUGUAUGAGGAAUACUCCUUCCUGUGGCCAGGGAAUAAAAUGCCAGCGCCAUGGGCUAAUACAACCAAUGUGCACAAACUCUUACAGUUCCUGGAGACCACUCUUGAGGAACGAAGUCGUUAUGGGACUUUUCAUGUUUCUCAAGCAAUUCUCACGCCUCAAGUGAAAACGAUUGCACGGCAUCUAAUUCGUGGUCUGAAGAACACACUUGUUCAUAGGAACCUGCCCAUGAUUUUAAAUUGGGUGAAAGCACAGAAACCAGGUGUUAUGGGCGUUAACAUUAUUACAUCAGACUUCGUGGAGCUGGUUGACUUUGCUGCUACAGUUAUCGCAUUAAACGACCUUCUUUUAGAAGAGGAUGAAUCUGCAACUAAAUCCUGAUUGCUGGGUCCCCCUUGUGCUCCUCAGUGGACAUCUUUGAACUAUGCUAAAUGUUUUAUUUAAGCAAAACCUACUGUAAUAUCUGUUUAUUUAAAAAAAGUUUUCUAGAGGAAACGUGGUUAAACAGCACAUACAGGCAGGUCCCUUCUCCCAGUGAUGUGUGGAUCUGAGGGGAACACAACGUGCUGUCUGUCCGUGGCUACGUGUUGGACUAAGUUAUGUGCACAUCUGCUGCAGUCCAGCAUGGUGUCUGCCUGCCAACAAGAGGCUGGCCUCUGAAGCAGAUGUACCCGAUUAUGCUGCGUGUCUCCCUGGUGACUGGCCUCACCAUCCCCUCCUGUGCCCAUCCUGCUUAUUUCUCACCACCAGGACUCAAACCAAGGAUCGCUGCUGAUCCCUUAGCAGCAGUGUGACCAGGGUGACCGAGAUGGUAUUGCUCUUGAGCCACCUCAGGUGUAGCUGGGCUCAGCUGGAGGCUGCUGCUGUAUUCAUUACUCUGUCUGAGACACUACUUCUGACUUACUUGAAGAAAGAACAUUGUCGUUGUUCAGGGGGAAGCUUUUACUCUGUGGUGAAUAUCCAAACUGUCCUUUGGGCCUGAGAGGUGACGUCUUGGCACCCUCUGCCUCUUUGGACUCCAAACUCUUCCUCUGGACCUCUUCGUUUUCCUUUAAUAUAUCUAUUGCAACUGUGUUUAACUGUGUCUCUUUUGGCAUUUAUUUGGAGACUAUUUCAGCCUUCAAAUUAUUGGGAUCAUAACUUACAAGUCUGAAUUCCUGUUGUGAGACUUUGAGAAAUCGCAGUGUAACCUUUCUCUUUUGCUUGCUGGUCAUUUGUUUUUUCCAUCCAUUGAGUUUUCCUUGGGGGAAAGUCUCUCAUGGAGACGGCCUUUCUCUGGAAGGAGGUGGGCUAAGUGGGAGUUUGCUUGGUAUUCAAGGAACUGGAACUGACAGGGACUGCUCAAAAUCCAAAUAUUGACUCUCUGAUUUGCAAUGUGUUGUGACUGUUGUCAGAGAGCCACAGUGAUGGGUGAGAAUUUUCCCCAGCCUGCACCCACUUGUGAUAAAGUAAGCAAUAAUCUCACAAACACAGGCAGGUGUCAGUGCUGCUGCUUUCUGUAGUCAUACUGUUUUGUGUUGAUUCACAGCAAAAAGUGACCAUGUGUGCUUGAGCUAAUGCAGUCACAUGUUAGUACUUACCAGCGCUUAACUGACUAGCUGAUAGCAGUCUUGCAGUCUGAUUUCUUUGGUUAAAAGAAAACAACAAUGAAACACAAAAGUUGACUAAUUAGCAGGUACUUCUCUGCUCAGUCAUCUUUCUAUAAAGCAACUUGGUGCAGUAAUUGCUUGGUGAUUAUGAAUUUGUAUUAAUCUCUAAAGAUGACCCAUUCUAUUGUAAAUAGCUUAUAGCUAUUUUAUUCAAAAGAAAAGUGAAUUUUCAGAUUUAUUAUUUAUUGUUAUUUUAUGCUGUGUCUGCUAUCACCAUCUGACAGCCCAGAAAAACCCAAAACCUCUUUGCUUGUCACAAACUGUGAACUCAGGACAAGUUUAUCUACAGAUUUGUAAACCUUGCCUGUGAACCUUGGCCAAGUUCUGAGCAGACUGUAACCUGAUUUAUCUGUUUGUUGCAUGGUUUUCAUUAGAGUUCCUCAAAUUUUUUUAACCAAAUCCUUUUUCUAAGGGAGUUGGGGGGUGUCUGUCUUUUAAGCUGUCUUUCUCCUUCCCUCUUGUGUUUUGGUCAUGGGGGGCAAGUCAUGAAAAUCAGUUUUUUGGGAACUAAAGUUCAAAUUUCUAGUUUAAAACUUCCUUUGAAAACCCCAGCAGAAGGUUUUUAUUAUUUUGGGUUUUUUUCUUGUUGAUGAAACUGUUGGAACCCGUUGUGAACAACAGUAUUUUGUUGGAAAAGUUACUUAAUAUACCUAGGUUUUCCUUAGCUGAAUUUUGUGUUAACCUACUUCUCUUGUGGCCCCAACUGAAACUUCACAAUAGUGUUAAUUUUAUGGGUUUGGUUUCAGUGGUCUUUUAGCUGCAAAUUGUCUUAGAGGUCAGAAAAACUUGUUUUGAAUGCUGAUGAGGCUGAAAUAGUGUUUGCAAGGUUUCCUGCAGAACUGGAGGACAAGGUGAGAAGGUGCAGCAAGUAUGAUGUUUGUGUUAGACCCUUAAUAUAUUGUACUGUAUAUAUCUACCUCAAAAGAGAUUUAUCAGGCUUAACCAAUAUUUAUAUUGUGUGUGCACAGCAACGACUGUGGUAUUAGUCCUUCGUUGUAUUUAUUUGAAUAGAGAUGUGAUGGUUGUAACUCAGGGCUUUGGUUAGAUAUUUUUAACUACAAACUCAGAAGUUUCUCUUAACACGUUGGCUGUUAGCUCUUGCCUCUUGAAAUAGGAUAACGGCAUGCUAGGUGUUAAGAGUGUUAGCAGAGGGAAAAUAAAUGGAAAAUAGCUUUAGGAUUAAUGAAGUGAGGAGGGAAAAAAAACGCAUUUCUGUAAGUUUGGCCUGUCUAAAGACUUGCGUGUCAUUUCAGAGCAGUGCUUGAUGUUAUGCCUCUAUGUGAGGAACCUGAAGGUCUCACUACUGAGUUGGGUAAUUGGCAGAUACAGUUGUCUGCAACAGGGUAUCUCCUGUGGAUUACUCUGGGCAAAAUUAAUGCUGGUGUAUAGAAUUAGUUUUAGGGUAGUCCUAAACAAUCUUAAGCAAUAUGAACUACCUUCCUUGUGCUACGCAUUAUAGCCCAUGACAAAACUACCUGUACAGUAGGCUUAUCUGUCUGACACAGCACCACAACAUACCCAGAUUUCCUCUCACUCUGCAAAACGGAACUCACCUAGACUUUAUUUUCUGGCAUUAUAAAAAUAAAAAGGUGAGCUGGGCAGGAAGGGAGGAUCAAGGAAGUAGGUUGGAAAUUUGCAUGCAGUGCCCAUAUUGAAGGUGUGGUAGUGUUUAGCCAGGUUUCAGGAGCAGGUCUGGGAGGUGAGUGGCAGUGGCUGCAGCCCCUGCUGAGAAACUGGUCUGAGAGUCUGGCCUCUGAGUGGGCUGCAGCUGAGUACAGAGCAACUAACAGCCUGCCAAGUCAUGUAUGUGUGAGCUUGAGGAAAAUAGAUUGGCAUGAAUGCAGGAGAAGGCGGGGGGGUUCCUUGCAGGUCUGCAUCAACACCAUCUGUUGAAUACAGUGGUUGUCCUGCUUGUAUCUUCCCAAAGCAGUAGGGUUCACUUCCAAACAGGUGAGAUGGAAAACUCUCCCAGAAGAAUUGUUCUCAGGACUUACCUGCUCUGUAGGUGCUAGAAGAAAAGCCAGGAAACUAGUAGCUGCUUGAGGCAAAAUACUUACUUGAAUUGCAUGUUCUUGAAUAAUUACUUGCGUGGUUUGUUAUUAUAAAUUCAGGUUACUUAUACACUGUUCUCUGACUUGUUUCUCUUCCUAAUGUGCAGUCACUGAAUGCCAGGCACACCGGUGGUAUGCCUGUUCUGCUGGCACUGGUCCUUGCCAUGUGCAAUUCAAGGGCAUACCUGAGGCAUAGGAGACCUCUGUAUGUAUCCCUGAUGGGAAGCAGCAGGGAGAAUGUUGCUAGGAAGCAUAUAUAAGGUUUUUAGUGUCUUAUUGUUUGCUUGUAUGUGAAAACAAAGGAGUUAUUAGGAGUUAUUCAGACUAUCAAUCUCUCCACUCCUUAUUUGGGAACUGCUGUCUUGAUAUAUGUAUAACUGCAGAGGUGGGAGUCAUAAUGCUGGUUGUUAUGAACAAAAGACAGAUUCCUUCUGUCCCACUUGAUCUCAAGAACUGAAGGAUUACCAACUUGCAUGUGUUUGCUGUGCUGGAGGGGAUCCCACUGGAGGCAGCUCUGGCAAGGCAAGUUUCAGGGGUGCUGUGGUCAGUGAGAGAGGUGAGACUAGGAGUCUCUACAGCAGAAAUGCUGACUGCAAAAAGGGCCCUUUUCUGCUAAAUAAAUUCUCUGGGGAAGAAAGGAGCAACUCGGGGAAAUAGUAUCUUUGCUCCUGACACAUGCUGUUUUCUGCUGCGUUGGUACUGAGUUAGUAGGUUGCUGUUUAGAAAGCACCUGUGCUGUAAAGCUGAAGGAGCACUUUUGAGCAGGGAUUUUUGGCUCAAACAAGUAGAGCAUCUGCCAAGAUGCUUAUCUGUUGUUUUCAUCUGGCUAAGCCUUUGGAACUACUUAUUUUGUGUAUUUUCCUCAGGUGUCAGAGUUCAUUGUUUUUUCUAUUAUCUAACAGACCAGGGUUUAGGACUUUUAGGGAUAAAUAGUGGACAUAACCAUUUUGAUUUAGAACUGGAUUACCCAUGGAAGACUGACAGAACAUGUGACUUAAGGUUUACUUGAAUAUAUGAUAUUUAAUAAAGAGUCCAGAUGCACUUUUAAUAAGACUUUCAUCUAGUCUUAAGCAUGUUGUUACCAAAUAUCAUAAGUAAUGUCAUUGGUCAGAGGACCACUGUCUGGGACAAAAAUGAGGCAAAUUUUCAGUGUUUUGUUGAGCACAGAGAGAUUGUCUAACGUGAAGAACAGAACUAAUCCAAAACUUCAUUCAAAAUUCAUACCAGGUCAAGGUGUAGUGCUUUCGACAGUGGAAAAGUUUUGGUGUGGUUGUUUUUUUUUUUUUGCUUUCCUGGAUGUCUGAUAAAUUCUUAUUACAACUUUGUUUUUUGACUCAACAGAUGGGUAGAAGAGCCAGAGCAUAUGUGAAGAGCAAAUUUUAUGCUAAGGACAUGUAUGUUGGGCUUAGUCAUACCUUCCAAUGAUAAUCCUGUUAGCUGUUUGGUUUCGGUUGUUAAUUCAGUCUCUAUUUCAUAAUAAAAAAAUCAGUCCCACUGGUUCAAUAUAUCUGUCUUGUUGAAGAAGCCUGUGUACUUCUAUCAGCAUAUUUAUUUCUCUACAAGUCUUACCAAGUAAACAAGCUUUAGCUUUUAAGUAUAGGGACUGGAAUAGGAAUGUCAGCUUUAGAGCUGUUUGCUGAAUCUAAUUAUAUUUUAUAUAACUGAAUAUUUAUGUAUUUUGUGGUGUUUAUUGAAACAGUACUUCUCUUACCCUUUGUUAGACCUGUGAUAACUUCCUCUGUAUCUCACUUAAAUUGAACUGCAAUGUGUUCUGAAUUGUAAAACAGUAUUGAUCAGUACAUUCUAUAUAAAAAUAGUUUUCAUGGUUCUUUGAUUUUGCUAAAUGUCAAAUUUAUUUUGGAGUUGGAUUUUUUUAUUUGUACUAUUUAUACUUUCUUUGGAAGUGGGCAGAGGGAACCAGGUGAAGAGUUACCUUUUCCCAAUUUGUAUUUUGUGCAGCUGCUCUUCUUUCUCUUGGCAGCUUGUGCUUUACCCACACUGUCCAAUUCAGUUUUGUAAAACCAGGAUGCCUCAUUUGAACUGCAGAUAAACUUGGGGUUAACAUCUGUUUCUUUGUUUUACUCUGCAUCUAUAUCACUGGGGUUUUUAAUCCUGAGAAUAAAAGUACAACUUGAGCUAAUCA